AUGCAAUCAAUGCGGAACUGUAUUCCCAAAAAAGUGAACAAACUUCCUCUCAGGAGAAACAAUGUUGGAAAAUUCAAGAAAAGAAAUCACCACACAUCAUGGUGGUCAGAAGUGCCAAUGGCUCCUCCUGACAGCAUUUUUGGGAUGGUAGCAGUGUUCUUAGAAGACAAGCAUCCCAAUAAACAAAACUUGACUGUUGGAGCAUAUCGAGACGACAACGGAAAUCCGUAUGUACUUCCUUCCGUACGGAAAGCAGAGGAGAAAAUGAAAUCAGGAUAUCCGAGUGAGGAGGAAGAAUUAGGAAUAGGAUCCGAAGAAUUUCGCUCAAAGAGUUUCGAGUUCGCAUUUGGGCCAUGCAACGAGAUAGCUGAAAAUGGUUUGAAUGCUACUGUGCAAACUCUUUCUGGCACUGGUGCAUUGAGCCUUGUAGCAAAGUAUAUAAAGGUGCAUUUUCCACAAGCGAAAGCUAUAUACCUACCUCAACCUACUUGGGGAAAUCACGCAGGUAUUUUCAGGCACGCCGGGCUAGAUAUUCAGUAUUACAAGUAUUUCGACUACAAAACUUUUAGAGUGGACUUCAAGGGAAUGUUUGAAGCCUUCUGCAGCAUACCAGAUGGGUCGGUGGUUCUGUUUCAUGCCUCUGCACACAACCCCACCGGAGUAGACCCUACCAAAGAAGAGUGGAUGGAGAUUUCAGAGCUCGUGAAGCAGAAGAAAUUCUUCCCCAUCUUUGAUAUGGCUUAUCAAGGUUUCGCGAGCGAAAACCCUGACGACGAUGCUUUCCCAGUGCGUCAUUUUGCGAAGGUCGGCAUAAAGUUAGCGUUGGCCCAGAGUUUCUCGAAGAAUCUGGGUCUUUACGGUGAAAGAACCGGUACUCUCACGGUUUUGGCUGGCUCCAGAGAGGAACGAGACAGAAUCCUGUCGCAACUGCAGUUUAUCAUAAGAACGACAUACGCGAAUCCUCCAGUUUACGGCGCUAGGAUUGUCACCACACUGCUAUCAGACCCGCAACUGAGAAGCCAAUGCCUGGAAGAGAUGAAAGGGAUGGUGAGGAGGAUAGUCUCUGUGAGGAAGACCCUUCGCGAUAAUUUGGCAAAGGAAGGUUCGAAACGUAAUUGGGAUCCCAUAGUGAAGCAGAUUGGGAUGUUCAGCUACACUGGCUUAACACCAGCACAGGUUGACAAAAUGAUUAAUGAUCAUCACGUUUACAUGACUAGAGAUGGUCGCAUGUCGAUUGCCGGAGUGUGCUCAAAAAAUGUGGAAUAUGUCGCACGUGCUUUGCAUCAAGUAACAAAGUAG
Leptinotarsa decemlineata (Colorado potato beetle) is the source of this 1299-nucleotide messenger RNA. RefSeq names its product aspartate aminotransferase, mitochondrial. NCBI's taxonomy places the organism in Eukaryota, Metazoa, Arthropoda, Insecta, Coleoptera, Chrysomelidae. The record is from RefSeq and is a predicted model, not a curated record. Gene Ontology annotation, cellular component: mitochondrion. Gene Ontology annotation, molecular function: pyridoxal phosphate binding; L-aspartate:2-oxoglutarate transaminase activity. Gene Ontology annotation, biological process: L-aspartate catabolic process; biosynthetic process.